Molecule: messenger RNA, 816 nt
Organism: Papaver somniferum (opium poppy)
Lineage: Eukaryota; Viridiplantae; Streptophyta; Magnoliopsida; Ranunculales; Papaveraceae
Product: transcription factor MYB30-like
Exons: 4
Coding region: 1-816 (271 amino acids)
Biological process (GO): response to auxin
Source: RefSeq, a predicted model, not a curated record
AUGGGAAGACCUCCUUGUUGUGAUAAAGUACUUGGUAUCAAGAAAGGACCUUGGACUCCUGAAGAAGAUCUAAUUUUAGCAUCUUACAUCGAAGGACAUGGACCAGGGAAUUGGAGAUCAGUUCCAACUAAUGCAGGUUUGUCAAGGUGCAGCAAAAGUUGCAGGCUGAGAUGGACUAAUUACUUAAGACCAGGAAUCAAGAGAGGAAACUUCACUGAACUUGAAGAAAACAACAUAAUUACUCUUCAACGUUUAUGGGGAAACAAAUGGGCAGCAAUAGCUUCAAAUCUUCCACAAAGAACAGAUAAUGAUAUAAAUAAUUAUUGGAAUGCAAAUCGAAAGAAAAAACUCAAGAAUAAGUUUCGUUCGCAUCAUCUGGGAUCAUCAUCAACAAGCCUUCAGUUUCUUAACAAAAAUUGUAGAACUCUUAGUCAUGAUAGGAUAAGCAACUUAGAAUAUCAUCAUUUGAGUAUCCAUCAAAAUUCAGCCCUAAAUAAGUUCAUUAGUACUAUUACUAGUAGUAGUACUAGUACCCCCUCAUCUACCACUUAUGCUUCAAGCACAGAAAACAUUUCAAGACUCUUGGAAGAUUGCGUCAAGAAUUCUCCUAACAAGUUCAGUAGUGGUGCGCUCAAAUUAAAGACCACCCAAACAGAAGAAAAAGUACUACCCAGUGGCAGCAAUAACUCCGAUAACAACAACCCCAACAAUGGUAACAAUAACCCUCCAUUUUCUUUACUAGAGAAGUGGCUCCUGGAUGAAGCAACUGUCCAAGUUCUUGAGGAAGAUCAAAUGGAGAUCUAUCCAAAAUUUUGA